CUUUUGGUUAUCCAUAAAUUGUUUUAUGCUGAGAAUUGUUGACUGUAUUCCUUUUGGUUGUUGUACAGAAGGAAACUUAACUGGGAAGAUUAUAAUGGUUAUUAAGAGUUUUGAGUGUAAUUUUGCACUUGAGUAAAUUUGUAAAGCAAACUUUUAAAUUUGCUUCGUGAUUAGUGUUUCUGACAUCUUUGCUCUGUAAAGCUUACCAAUUUAUUAUCUACUUCAUUUGUUCUAUUGCUAGCUAAAUGUAAUGUGUAUGUAACUAGGUGAGAGAAGUAUUUCUUAAAUUUCUGUUUUAUGGAAAAUCAGUAUUGACAGAAGACUAUAGAGAAAUAUGCGUGCUUAAAGGUAUUUUGGAUCAGUUAUAUGGAUUAACUUUCUUUUCCUUCCUUGCAUCUCAGUCUUCUUCAUAAAUGAUAUGGUGCUAAUACUGUAGUGAUGUUCUUUGGUCAUGCCCCUUUUUCUUCCCUUUUUAGGGUUUGUGGCAGUAAUUUGAGGAUUCAGUGGGAAUACAGUAACUGCUACUGUGUUCUCCUUGAUGAGAAUGCAUCCAGAGUGACUUACAUGGUAUAAGUCUAGACUCUUGAAUUAAACAAUUUCAGUAUUAUUGUAUAAAAUAGCAGGGAUUUGAAGCUGUGGUGGACUUUCCAGAGAAGCCUGAAUUUGACCUAUUCACAGAUGUUCAUUUUUUGUAAGCGCCAAUGGCAGCAACAUGGGGAAGGAGUAUUUUCUGCUGGAAGGGGAAGUUGUAAUGAGCAAGAAGUACCGGGAAUGCAUAUGGUCCAGCAUCCUUGUUGGUUGAAUCGGACUUACUGGAACUGCAGAAUGGAAAACAAAAGGAGAUUGCUUCUGUUUUUUACUUGUAGCUGCUCAAAGUGAUAAUUAGGCUGAUCUAAAGUUGAAAUCUCUGUAGAAUAACCAUUUCCAAACUAUGUGGAGGUAGUGUUAUGCAUGACCACAGAAUAGUACUAAAGUGAGUGUUACUGCCAUGUUGUAUUAGCAGUGGCAUCAUCUUUCUGAAGUUAGAAGAAAAGCAAUUGCUGAAUGAUGUUGUUGCUUUGCCAUUGGUCUCUUUUUAUUUCAGCUUUGGGGCAUUUUUCCAGUAUGACCUUAUGUAAACAAAAGCUAAGUGAUGAUGUUUACAGUUACAAGAAAUAACCUGACAUCUCAUCUGAAAGAGCCUUAAAGAGGCUAAUAAACAAAAUUCAGAAAUGUAGUAAUAUUAAACAGAGACAGUAGUUAAAUGGUGUUCAUUAUGAAUAGAAGAGUAUCAAAAGUUACAAAACUUGCUGUUAAAAAGCAGUUAACAGAAUUGACCAUGCAAUAAUAAAACAAGUGUUUGUUCUAAAAAAUGGUAUUCUAAAAAAAACCCAAAAAAAACAAAACAAAAAAAAAACCCAAAAAACCAAAAAAAACCCCCAAAAAAACAACAAAAAAAACCCCAAAACCCAACUGGAAGAAGGCAACCAAAACCUGGUGCCUUUUUUUUAGAAAAGUAACUGGAACUUUAAGUAGGAGGUUGAACUAGAUGACCUCGUGCGGUGCCUUUCAACCCGAAUUGUCCUAUCCUAGUGCUCCUCUUCUGUUACAGGCUAGCUAGCAUGUUUCUUGUAAUACACCUGCUACUUUUUACCUAGGCUUGCAUGCAAAUGUUAUCAUUGUCAUUAGGCAAGUACACAGUUAUAUUUUUUCAUUUGACUUAAUAGAGCUACUGUUUCAAAGCCUCUGACCCUGGCUGUGCACUGAUUUUGGUGGGUUCUUUAUGUAUUCAUGUGUCCCAUGGGGUUCUCAGCACGAGGCCAGUAAUGACUAAUAUGAGUAAUACUAGCAUGAUCUGAGUCAACAUUUGAGCUCAUGCUUACGUUUGUUUUCUUUAACUUGUUUCAGUUACAAUUUCUUUAUCAAAAGGUAAAUGAGAAGCUUUCUUGAAUUUCUGAAUAAGAGAUUUAAAAAUUAUUUUGUAAGAUAGAUCUGUCUUCAUGCAGACGUGAAAAACUGUACAAAAAUGUGAAUAUACAAAGAAGCUUCUUUGUAGUAGUUCUGCUGAAGGAACAGUAAUCCAGUUUUAUUUGCUGCAUACAAAUAGAUGCUUUCUGCUGCAUACUGUGUUCAUCUAGAGAGUAGAUUGUAUGUCUCGUUUAAAUUGGUUGUGAACAUCAGUACAGUGACAGCUGCAAGGUGCAAGUGUAAAGUAGGUUGUCACUGUCAGUUGCAACCUGUAAGAUGCUCAAAGAAAAAGGGUGAUGCCUCACUCAAAUGUCAAGCUCUGUGGGUUAUGCAGUACUGGAUGCAGAGAGGUCUGGUUCACGUGGACAAUGAUAACCCCCAUGUGUUAUGUGAAAUGACUUGCCUAGAAGGCAAUUGUCUGCCUAAUUUUGGUUAUCUAGUUACUGUUUCACGCAGUCAAAGCUGAAUCUUUAAAUCUGAUUUGUAGAAAAAAAACUGUCCAAUCUGGUGCAGGCACCUAUUGAUUUAAAAUCAAUAGAAACAUUGUCCCUUUCUGAGGUGAGUUGUCUCUGCAUCUGUCUUUGACAAUGACUUCCACAAUAGCAUUACAUGAUUCCUUUUGUUGUUAGUAGAUUGCUUUUUAAUCAUAGUUGCACAUUUCCUUAUAUUAGGAAUGAAGGCGUUAACUCUUGCUGCUUAGAUUUUCUGUCGUCUUGAUUUUCGUCUGGUUUUGUGUGGUGCUUUUUCUGCAGGAGUGGGGGAAGGAGGGUAUAUUUGUGUAUUUUCUUUUUUCAUAGAGUCGUAUUUGUUCAUAGCUCAUACAAAUCUAUGAACUAAUUGUUUUUCUGUGUUUUUUGCAGUGUCACAAAAGACAGUAUUCCAGGUGAAUUGAGAAUGUUUUCAAUACCUUUCCUCUUUUCAUCAGAACACUUUCUCUUGUCUAGUGUAUGUCUGUAUUAAAAUAGAGAUUCUGCUGAAGUGCAUAUCCUGCAGAUGCUUUGAACAGAACCAAAACAAACUAUGGCUUGUCUUACAAUGACAAAUAUGGAAAGUACAGCAACUUCUACUGUCCACCAGAAUGGUGACAUCCGUGGAAAUAGCAGUGCACCCAAGCAGACAGAACCAUUGCUUCAAGUGUACCUUUAUCAUUCUCCUGGGAAGACAGAAGGAGACUACCUUCAAUUUUCAGCUGGAGAAUAUAUUGCAGAAGAGAUUUGUGCUGUUGCCUGUAAAGCCUGUGGUAUCAUGCCAGUGUAUCAUAACAUGUUUGCACUCAUGAGUGAAACAGACAGAAUGUGGUAUCCCCCAAAUCACAUCUUCCAUGUAGAUGAAACAACCAGACUCAUCCUAAUUUACCGGAUAAGGUUUUAUUUUCCCCACUGGUAUUGCAGUGGCAGCAACAGGGCAUACCGUUACGGCGUUCUUCGUGGUGCAGAAAGCCCUGUCCUUGAUGAUCUUGUCAUGUCUUACCUAUUUGCACAGUGGCGAGCUGAUUUUUUGGAUGGAUGGGUACAGAUGCCUGUUACUCACGAAACACAAGAAGAAUGCCUUGGAAUGGCUGUUCUAGAUAUGAUGAGAGUGGCCAAAGAAAAGGACCAAACCCCAAUGGCUGUUUACAAUUCAGUCAGCUACAAAAUGUUUUUACCUAAGUGUGUGCGAGCAAAAAUCCAAGACUACCACAUUUUGACACGAAAAAGGAUAAGGUACAGGUUCCGCAAAUUUAUACAACAGUUUGGCCAAUGCAAAGCUACUGCCAGAAACUUGAAACUUAAGUAUCUCAUAAAUCUGGAAACCCUUCAGCCUGCCUUCUAUUCAGAGGUUUUUGAAGUAAAAGAACCUGGUGGAGGUCCUUCUGGAGAGGAAAGUUUUGCAACCGUUGUAAUAACUGGAAAUGGUGGAAUUCAGUGUUCAAGGGGAAAACUUAAAGACUGUGAGACACUUGGAGAGCAGGAUUUACAAACAUACUGUGAUUUUCCUGAUAUCAUUGAUGUCAGCAUUAAACAAGCAAGCCAAGAAGGCUCCAGUGAGAGAAGAAUUGUCACCAUUCACAAACAAGACAGCAAGAAUCUGGAGGCUGAAUUUCAGUCACUAAGAGAAGCCCUCUCCUUUGUAUCAUUAAUUGAUGGAUAUUACAGAUUAACAGCAGAUGCCCAUCAUUAUCUCUGUAAAGAAGUAGCGCCACCAUCAGUCCUUGAAAAUAUCCAAAGCAACUGUCAUGGGCCAAUUUUCAUGGACUUUGCUAUCAAUAAACUGAAGAAAGCGGGUAAUCAGACUGGUUUCUACGUCCUUCGCUGCAGUCCUAAAGAUUUUAAAAAAUACUUCCUUACCUUUGCUAUAGAGCGUGACAAUACUACAGAUUAUAAGCACUGCUUAAUUACAAAGAAUGAGAAUGGAGAAUAUAAUCUUAGUGGAACCAAGAGAAGUUUUAGUAAUCUUAAGGAUCUCUUGACCUGUUACCAGACAGAAACUGUCCGUUCAGACAGCAUAAUUUUCCAGUUCAUCAAAUGCUGUCCUCCAAAACCAAAAGAUAAAUCAAAUCUCCUAGUCUUCAGAAGCAAUAGUGUUUCUGAUGUACCUUCAUCACCUAUGCUACAGAGACACAAUAAUGUCAAUCAGAUGGUUUUUCACAAAAUCCGUAAUGAGGACUUGAUAUUCGAGGAGAGUCUUGGACAGGGCACGUUUACGAAGAUUUUCAAAGGUGUAAGGAAAGAAGUGGGAGACUAUGGCCAGCUCCAUCAAACUGAAGUUCUUUUAAAGGUGCUGGAUAAAGUGCACAGAAACUACUCUGAGUCCUUUUUUGAAGCAGCAAGUAUGAUGAGCCAGCUUUCUUACAAACAUUUGGUGUUAAAUUAUGGCGUCUGUGUUUGUGGAGAAGAGAACAUCCUUGUACAAGAAUAUGUAAAAUUUGGAUCCUUGGACACAUAUUUGAAAAAGAACAAAAAUAUUAUCAAUAUUUUGUGGAAGCUGGAAGUAGCCAAACAGUUGGCAUUAGCCAUGCAUUUUCUGGAGGAUAAAGGCCUUGUUCAUGGAAAUGUCUGUGCAAAAAACAUCUUGCUUAUCAGAGAGGAAGACAGGAAGUCUGGAAACCUUCCAUUUAUAAAGCUAAGUGAUCCUGGCAUCAGUAUUACAGUUUUGCCAAGAGAUAUUCUUCUUGAGAGAAUACCCUGGGUACCUCCUGAAUGUAUUGAGAAUCCCAAACAACUAAGCCUAGCUACAGACAAGUGGAGUUUUGGUACCACUUUGUGGGAAAUCUGCAGUGGAGGAGACAAACCCCUGAGUGCACUAGAUUCUUCAAGAAAACUACAGUUUUAUGAAGAUAGGCACCAGCUUCCUGCCCCCAACUGGACAGAACUUGCAAACCUCAUCAACAACUGCAUGGAUUAUGAGCCAGAUUUCAGGCCUUCUUUUAGAGCAAUUAUACGUGAUUUGAACAGUUUGUUCACUCCAGAUUAUGAGCUGUUGACAGAAAGCGAUAUGUUGCCAAAUAUGAGAAUUGGAGCACUUGGAUUUUCUGGUGCGUUUGAAGAUCGGGACCCAACGCAAUUUGAAGAAAGACAUCUUAAGUUUUUACAGCAACUUGGCAAGGGAAAUUUUGGCAGUGUUGAGAUGUGCCGGUAUGACCCGCUGCAGGAUAAUACUGGGGAGGUGGUUGCUGUGAAAAAGCUGCAACAUAGCACAGAAGAGCACCUUAGGGAUUUUGAAAGAGAAAUUGAAAUACUUAAAUCGCUGCAGCAUGAUAACAUUGUUAAAUACAAAGGAGUAUGCUACAGUGCAGGACGUAGGAAUCUAAGAUUAAUUAUGGAAUACCUACCAUAUGGAAGUUUACGAGAUUAUCUGCAGAAACACAAGGAGAGGCUGGACCACAAGAAGCUUUUGUUGUAUGCAUCUCAGAUAUGCAAGGGCAUGGAGUAUCUGGGAACAAAAAGAUAUGUUCACCGGGAUUUAGCAACAAGAAAUAUCUUGGUGGAGAAUGAGAACAGAGUUAAAAUUGGAGAUUUUGGAUUGACAAAAGUUUUGCCACAAGACAAAGAAUACUACAAAGUGAAAGAACCUGGUGAAAGUCCUAUAUUUUGGUAUGCUCCAGAAUCUCUGACAGAAAGCAAAUUUUCUGUGGCCUCAGAUGUGUGGAGCUUUGGUGUGGUCUUGUAUGAACUCUUCACCUAUAUUGACAAAAGCAAAAGCCCACCAGCUGAAUUCAUGCGCAUGAUUGGCAAUGAUAAACAAGGGCAGAUGAUUGUAUUUCAUUUGAUAGAGCUUUUGAAGAAUAAUGGACGACUGCCGAGACCGGAUGGAUGCCCUGAUGAGAUUUAUGCUAUCAUGAAAGAAUGCUGGAACAAUAAUGUUGCCCAGCGCCCCACCUUUCGGGAUCUUGCUCAGCGAGUGGAUCAUAUAAGGGAAAACAUGGGUGGAUGAGAGAACUGUCCCUCCUUCAGAGGAUGAGUUGGAAUGCAGAGCAAAAUGUACUUGGUCAGCUGUGUAUAUUUGACAUAUGUACAUGUGCACACAUCUUAUCCUUGCUGGAAGUAAAAUCUGUGGCAAAUACCCUAUCUCAAUCUGCAUACUGAGGAAUCCUGCUAGGGCUUUUUUAUCAGGGUAUACUUGUUACUAUGAGAACAUGUUGAAAUUCUAAGUAGGGAAAGAAAUUAUUUUUCUAAAUUAAAUAAUGGGUGGUCAUUCAGCAACACCUUUAUUUGCCUUACUUGGCAGUACAAAAAAGAAGUGACUUAAAAUGUGAUGAAACUAAGAGAUAAAAAAAACCCAGUGUAUUUCCGUGUUAAAGUGGAGAUGCCCAGAAAAGACUUCUAGAAAUACUUUUACACUGAGUAUAUAGUGACUUGGCACCCUGUUUUGUGUGUUGCACAAAGACUUUUAUCUGUUAAUACAGUUUGAUGAUUUUUUCAUUGUUGAUGCAGAACUGGCUUCUCUGUGUAACAAAACAGAAGUGGUUUGCUGUGCCUGUCUGAAUCAGUUAUCAGCCAGCAGUAUAUCCAAAGAGAUGUAGCUGUGUGAUGUACUGUAAGUAUUUUGAGGGAAAGGGAGCAAAUUGUGCUCUAUUGAGAGAGACAGAGAACUUAGUAAUCUGUGCAAAAAUUUUAAUUUAAAAAUGAAAAAGCAAAGAUGUUAUCCUUUUGUUCUUACUCCUCCCUUCAUGAGUAUUAGACUACCUUUACAGAAUUGAAGGUACAUAGAAGUGAGUUCAUUUUUACACAAGGCAGUGUCUUCAGUGUAAAUAAGGAAAAGCUAAGUCUACUGCUUUUAAGUGCUGCUCUUUUUUUCUUUCCAUCCUUGUAGUUUUCAUGCAGUCAUAAGUGAAUGAAUUGAAGCUUUCAAAGCAGGAUUAAAAAUCUAGAAAAUGCCCUCACUUUCACAAUUCCUCACUUUGCUGUUAAGACGAUCAUCUUAAUAUCUUCCUUCCAGCACAGAAAAAGACUACUUACAACUCAGUAUUUGAUAUGGCCAGUCACAACCACAUCGAGCCUGUUCUGUAUUGAAGUGACCCAAGCAUAUUUAUUUCUGUGGUAAUACCCAACAUGGGACUAUUUGGAAGGAGGAGUUUCAAGUGCAAUUGCUCCACACUCAGCAGAGGGAAAGGACAGGAUUCCAGUUACUGAGAACUGGAUGGAGAUCAGAGCUACCUGAAUGUUGUUUAAUUCAGCUUUUGAAAUAAGUAACAAAAAUUUUUGGAGAAGAGAAUGCUUCGGUUUUGCCUUGAGGCAUAAAACUUGGGGAUAAUCUCAUAUCUCAAAGCAGUAUAAUUGCAGGGUUUGUUUAUUUUUAGUUUAAAUAAUCUUGUUUGUUUGUUUUUACUUAAGCAUUAUUGUUUGCAAAGUAUAAUGCUUGUUCUUUUUUGGACUUCUGAUGAGAGAAGUUCAGUUAAGGGGAUAUACAGCUUGCCAAACUGACCUAACAUCCAGAUUUAUAUUUUAAAUGAAGUGUUCAUUCUGAAAAUUUGUGGCAGUGAGUUAGUGAAACAGAGGUUACUUUCACUGUGGAGCCUCCUUAAUAUUUGUGGUUAACUACAUCCAUCUUAUCAGAAAUUGAAGAACCUCAGCUUUUGAAAAAACUAAAAAAAAAAAAAACCAAAAAAACCCCAACCAAACAAAAAAAAACCUUUAAAAAAAUCUUUACUUAGUGUAAUAUAGUGCCAGUAUAGCAGUAUUUUGUACCACUAUGAUGUUUCUCUCCCACAGUCACUCCUACAAAAUUAUUAUUUUAUAGUACAGGAGAGUGCUAAAUACGGAGAGCAGUGUCAACCUUCUCUCUGCCCAUUGCAUUUAAAACUAUUUCUGUUAGCAUUCUUGCUACCAAGCAUUUGCAUAGAUGAUUUUUCAAACCAAUUUCACAGUCAGUUUUUAAGCUGCAAAGAACUUCGAAGUGCUAUGUUCAACUUAAAAUGUUUUCUCAAUUUGUAUACAUUGCUUUGAGGAUUUGAAAUUUUGUGCAAAAAAUGUCUUUGCAUUUGUAGUCUCAGUUAUGUGUAUGUGUAUUUUUGUAACAAAGGAGAUAAAGCUUUAAAGUAUCAAGACAGCAUUUUAGCUGAAUAACAUAUGCAGGAAUUAUGUAACAUUUGCAGUGUAUGACACUCAGUAGCUCACUGGUUUCAAAUACAUAGUAGACUAAACAUAAUUUAUGUAAAAAUCUCAGGGAAGUUUGUGUAAUGCAAUGAAGAAAUCUUCCAGUCUGCUAAUUUUUCAAGUGAAUGAAAGGUCUUUUUCUUGUUCUACUACAGUUUGACUAAUUACAUAGUCUAUUUGAUUGCAUAAAUGUAGUGGUGAAUUCAAGGAUGAUUUUUAAGUGUCUUGUGGAGUGUUUUUGUUUUGUUUUGGGUUUUGUUUUGUUUUUUUACUUUAAUACUAUAUCAUUUUGAGAGAAAGCCAUAUCUUUACACUGCAGUGUAAUUGUGUGCUGUUGGCCAGAGACAGUCUUUUAUAACAACCAAAGGCCUGUCCUGUGCAGAGGGCUUGAGCAUUUGGGAUGAAUGUUCUUAGCUGGGAGAAUAGGACCAAGCAGUGCUUAGGACUUGGGAGAUACACAGUCCUCUGCAGUGUCAAUAUUUAGGUCCCACAGCAGACCUGGUGGCUUUCUCAAAAAGCUGUUGAGGGUGUAAAUGUAGUGAUUUUGCUGAAUUUGCUACUGCCAAUUGUGUAGCUGUUAAAAAAAAACCAACAAAACAACAUCACCACCAAAAAACACUGUAUUUUGUAUUUUGAAAGCUCUCAGAUCUACAGUAGCAUUGAUAAUGUCAUAUUUUUACAUGGCAUUUGUAUUAAUAGACUAAGUACUUUGUUUUAGAAAAUGUCUUCAGUUGCCAUUGCAUUUGUAAUACUUUAGUGUAAUCAUUAUGCUACCCAAAAUGCUGUUUGAUUUUGUUGAUAGAAGAAGUGCUGGUUUAUGUAUACAUGACUGCUACUACAGUGUAGAAUUAAAAUAUUAACUACUGCUUUGCACUUACAUUGGAAUUGAAAUAAUUUUUUAAUAAGUGCACAAUGUAUCUUAUAGAAUCUCUGCAAUCAAGUAUUGUGUUGUGUAGUAUUGAUUUGUUGUCUAUCAGUAUAAAUAUGUUAAGUUUCAAAGUUAGUUUUUAAAUAUUUUCCACACAGUAUUCCACAAACUUGCAACAGUCAUGUAGUAAGCCAGAGGAGAAGUGAAUUUUCAGGAAAAGAAACGCAUGUUCUUGUCAAGUCCUAGUACUGGUUAAAAGCUUCCAUAGUUGAGAUAAUUGUUGUUAAAUGUGCUGAUGAAUACAACUGUGAAAAUACAUGUAAGAAUUAUAUUUUUCCCCCACAAUUAAAUUUUUAAUUGUUGCAUUUAGUUGAGAUGUUGACCGGCUGCCCUGAAAUGUAUGGGAAAAGAUGUUACUGUAUUAAGUAUGAAGAAAUGUAACUCUUGUGUAAAGAAAGCAGGCUUUUCAGGAAUGUAGGUUCACAAACACCUAGAGGUUAGAGUUCUGAGAGCAAAAGUAGAGGUGUAGAAGAACAAGACUAAAGGAAGAAGGAUGAUGUUCAGCAUGGGAGAAGCUUUCUGAAAUGUGAAAUGCACAAUGAAGUAUGAAAAACUGAUGUCUACUGAAAAUGCCAUACCGUGACAAAUAUGUGCUAAUAUAUUUCUAAACUGUGUGUUGUCUGCCUUAAGUCUGAAAUAUUCACAGACACCUAACCUGGCUGAAAAAAUUUCAAUAAUUACUAUACCAAAAUAAACUGCUAAAUGUUGUGCCAUGCCA
Molecule: messenger RNA, 10168 nt
Organism: Onychostruthus taczanowskii (white-rumped snowfinch)
Lineage: Eukaryota; Metazoa; Chordata; Aves; Passeriformes; Passeridae
Gene: JAK2
Product: Janus kinase 2
Exons: 24
Coding region: 2968-6360 (1130 amino acids)
Biological process (GO): cell surface receptor signaling pathway via JAK-STAT; intracellular signal transduction; peptidyl-tyrosine phosphorylation
Cellular component (GO): cytosol; membrane; cytoskeleton
Molecular function (GO): cytokine receptor binding; non-membrane spanning protein tyrosine kinase activity; ATP binding
Source: RefSeq, a predicted model, not a curated record